UCGUGUUGUUGCUGUACAACCCGGCCGCGGCCAUAGCUCCGACAACACACCCGACAGAAGGUCGCACCGUGCAGUCGCGAGCCUUCGUCCUCCACCUAUGACUCCACCAGAGCCGCGCUGCGCGUGUCUGAGCAGACAACAUGUCACCUGCAGACGGUGACGCGAAGGAGAGCGCGGCGGGAAAAGGCUUCAAGAGCCCCGGGCUGAGGGGGGCUCGGACCACCACCCUGUUCAGAGUCUUCAACCCGGAGCUCUUCAUCAAACCUAACAAGCCAGUGAUGGCGUUUGGACUGGUGACCAUCACGCUGUGUGUGGGCUACCUGGGCUACCUGCACGCCAUGAGGGACAAUGACCAGCAGCUGUAUGAGGCCAUCGACAGCGAGGGGGAGCGAUACAUGAGGAGGAAGACGUCCAAGUGGGACUGAGGACUGGACUCAACUUGGAACCCUAGUCCACUUUCCUCAGCUGUUUUGAUGAUGAUUUAGUGGUUGAUAUAAAUUAUAUUCAGCCUUAAUUCAUGUCUUUAUCAAACCUGAGCAGUGGUCUGUCUGUGAAGCAGACGCUGCCUGGAAGCCACUAAAACACUUGGAGCAUGGCUUCUGGUUCUGUUCCAAGAGUUUCUUUAUCUUCACAUUAUGGAAUCAAAUUUAAAUAAAUCCUAACUAUUUAAAAAUGAA
Scophthalmus maximus (turbot) is the source of this 677-nucleotide messenger RNA. RefSeq names its product small integral membrane protein 8 (gene smim8). The record is from RefSeq and is a predicted model, not a curated record. Lineage: Eukaryota; Metazoa; Chordata; Actinopteri; Pleuronectiformes; Scophthalmidae. Bases 141 to 425 code for a protein of 94 amino acids. The transcript is spliced from 2 exons.